Messenger RNA from Penicillium riverlandense, 612 nucleotides. RefSeq lists its product as uncharacterized. NCBI's taxonomy places the organism in Eukaryota, Fungi, Ascomycota, Eurotiomycetes, Eurotiales, Aspergillaceae. The transcript is spliced from 2 exons. The coding region runs from base 1 to 612 and encodes 203 amino acids. The record is from RefSeq and is a predicted model, not a curated record.
AUGGGUCGUACCGUAGACCAGGAGGUGCACGCCGCGUUUGUCGAGUUCCGCGCCAAGGAAGAUGAUAAGGUGCGUGACUGCUGUCUCUCCGUCCAGUGUAUCUACUGCCAGCAGAUCCGCGCAAAGAACACCUCGCGACAGAAGCAGCACCUCCUCGAAUGCCCCGGCCUGCGCGGCCACCCCAACGCGCCGCAGCCAUCUCAGCCCGCCCAAACCGCCCCUAACGGCAUCGGCCCUGCCAAUGGAUACCCGGGUACCCCGAGUGGUCCAACGGCCACGCCAGGUGCUGGUCCUCCCGGUCCUGGUCCGAUCCCAACGCCCAACGGACCCAUGAUGGCCAACGGGGUGAACCCUCACGCGACCCCGAUGCAGACGCCGCUGCAGAGCAUGCAGAAUCGCCCCCCGAUGCAGACUCCCGGCCCGCCGCCGGGACCCCCUGGGUCCGCGCCGUCUUCUGCGCAGCCGUCGCGUCCGACACCCAAGCCCAAGCCGAAGACCUCGACCUCGAGCUUGCCCGCGCCGCCGCUGGACGACGUGCACGCGGCUUUUGUCGAGUUCCGCGCCAAGGAAGAAGACAAGGUACGGCUUGCCCGAAACCCUUUUGCGUACUAA